Molecule: messenger RNA, 1111 nt
Organism: Chenopodium quinoa (quinoa)
Lineage: Eukaryota; Viridiplantae; Streptophyta; Magnoliopsida; Caryophyllales; Amaranthaceae
Product: M-phase phosphoprotein 6-like
Exons: 5
Coding region: 143-700 (185 amino acids)
Biological process (GO): maturation of 5.8S rRNA
Source: RefSeq, a predicted model, not a curated record
UUGAAGUGUUUUUGCCUCUAGGUUUUUUGGGCAACCAAACCCUUAUUUUUGGUUCUGCAAUCCCAAAACCCAAAACCCUGAUUGUAAACCGGAGAAAUUAGAGGUUUUGGGAGAAAGAUUGCAUCUUUAGGAGAGAGAAAGUAUGGCAAAAAGGGAGAUGUCGGCUACUUUGAAGAACUUGAAGUUUAUGCAAAGGGGAGCUCAGAAAGAGGAGAAACCUAAGAAGGAAGUGGAAGAAACCAAGCCGGAUGGGAAAUUUAAUUUCCCUAGUAAUGUUAGUAGAAAAUGUGUGGUCAUUAUGGAAGGAGACCCCCAUCCAGGGACUGUAAGAGGUCGCAUGUCAUUUCAGAACUUCAAUCCAACUAUUGAUAAACUGAAAGAUGAAGCGGCUAAUGGUCAUGAAGCAGAAGCAUCAACAUCGUCAAGUUUUCAAACAGGAAGAAAUAUGGACAGGGAAAAUGAUACAUCAGAUCGUACUGAGAUGAAUAAGGGCACCAUUGAUGCUGAUGAAGAACUAAAACGGAAACAGCCUGAGACAUUGUCAAAGAAAAACAAGCCCAAGAAGUUGCAGAAAGAUGGUCAAGGGAACAAGCAGCCUUCUCCAAGUGAGAACAGUUUUCACAAGCAAUCAAAGCGAGAUAAACUAGACUACAAUGUACUGGUGCCCCCAAAGUCUCAAAGCAAGAGAAGGGGAGGUUAGUCAGGUCGUAAUCAAAGUGAGAUAAACUGGACUACAAAGUACUGGUGCCCCCAAGUCUCAAAGCAAGAGAAGGGGAGGUUAGUCAGCUCAUUUUUACGGAUUGACAUUUAGAAUGAUGUCACAUCUCUUUUAUUUGACUUAGAAAAGUUUGUUCACUUUGUUGUUAUCCACCACCUUGUAUACUUAUCAGUUAGUUUGUCAAGGAAACUUUUUAUUGGAUGAUACAUAAAAAGCAUUUUCCUUGUCCAAAAAUUUGUGAUUUAUUAUUUAUGCCCUUCUUGCAACUCUGCAAGAAUCAAUUGACAUUGCUGAUAUUCAGUGAAAUUUUCAGUUGUAUAAUCUGAAGAGUCUAAACUUCAACUAUGUUGCAGUUUAUGCCAAUUUGAGAAUGUGUUGUGCUUGUUUUGUUCA